This is a messenger RNA of Hypomesus transpacificus, 2261 nucleotides long. RefSeq names its product calponin 2 (gene cnn2). The transcript has 7 exons. Gene Ontology annotation, biological process: actomyosin structure organization. Gene Ontology annotation, molecular function: actin binding. NCBI's taxonomy places the organism in Eukaryota, Metazoa, Chordata, Actinopteri, Osmeriformes, Osmeridae. The coding region runs from base 222 to 1184 and encodes 320 amino acids. The record is from RefSeq and is a predicted model, not a curated record.
CGCGCGAGCUGAGGUGGAGGCGGAGACUCGGAUCGAUUAACGAAGCGUUUUAACUCCGGUAAGAGUUUUAAUUGGUGGAAAGAAAAGAGAAAGGAAGUAUUUAGUUCACUCACGGAGUUUCAUUGGAAGAGAAACAAAAAUAGAAGUUUACCUCCAUCUUUGCAAAAAGCGCUAACAUUUCAAUCUACUAGCAAGACAGUUCAGUAAAACGUUUUAAAACAAUGUCGGGCUUUAAUAGAGGACCUGCCUAUGGGUUUUCCGCGGAAGUAAAGAGCAAGAUUGCUCAGAAGUACGACUCUCAGAGGGAGGAGGAGUUGAGGGUCUGGAUUGAGGACGUGACAGGCUGCUCCGUCGGAGACGACUUCCAGAAAGGCCUGAAAAAUGGAGUCAUUUUGUGCAACCUGAUCAACAAACUCCAACCGGGCUCUGUGAAAAAGAUAAACCAGUCCUCCAUGAACUGGCACCAGUUGGAGAACCUGACCAACUUCAUCAAAGCCAUCACCAUGUACGGUCUGAAACCCCACGACAUCUUUGAGGCCAACGACCUGUUUGAGAGUGGCAACAUGACCCAAGUCCAAACCACACUGCUGGCCCUGGCAGGCAUGGCUAAGACCAAGGGUCAGCUGUCCAGAGUGGACAUCGGAGUAAAGUACGCUGACAAACAGGAGAGGGCCUUCGACGACGAGAAGAUGAAGGCGGGGCAGUGUGUGAUUGGACUACAGAUGGGCACCAACAAGUGUGCCAGCCAGGCGGGCAUGAAUGCCUACGGCACGAGGCGGCACCUCUACGACCCCAAGGCCCACAUCCUGCCCCCCAUGGACAACUCCACCAUCAGCCUGCAGAUGGGAACCAACAAGGGGGCCAGCCAGGCGGGCAUGACAGCCCCAGGGACACGGCGUGCCAUCUACGACCAGAAGCUGGGCACGGAUAAGUGUGACAACAGCACCAUGUCGCUGCAGAUGGGCUCCAACCAGGGAGCCAGCCAGAGUGGACAGAACUUUGGGCUGGGCCGCCAGAUCUACGACGCAAAGUAUUGCCCCAAGAACCAGGAGGGGGAGGGGGAGGGGGGGGAAGAUAACGGAGAGGGGGCCGGGGAGUACGUCCCUGACUACCAUGACGAGGGUUACCAAGGAUACCAUCAGGAGGAGGCGGUGGCAUACCAGGAGGAGGGGCCAGAGUAUUAGGAAGUUUCGGCAUGCAGAAUAUCAACAUUAGUGUUUGAUCACAGACAAUUUAAAGAGUGUCAAUUUAACACUGGGAGUUUUCAUUUUACUUGUGUUUAUAUGUCUCCUAUCAAGAGAGGAACCUGUAUAAAUACUCCUGUUGUUAAAUUAACAUUUAGAAAUGGUGUGUGAUGUAUAUCUAUUAGUCCAGGCCUCUGCUGUGAUAUUGCCCAUGUGAUUGAAGGUAAUUCCAAAUGUACCACAGAUGGAAUGCACAGCAGGUUGCUUGCGUAGAUUUUUAUAUUCUGAACACAUGGUCAUUUCAGUGUUUUUAUAACGUUGCCACUAUUUUAUGACCAGGCUCACCCUUCUCUCUGAUGAGAGGCCUACAGCCCCUCCCUGAUGGGGGGCCUACAGCCCCUCCCUGAUGGGGGGCCUACAGCCCCUCCUUGAUGGGAGGCCUACAGCCCCUCCCUGAUGGGAGGCCUACAGCCCCUCCCUGAUGGGAGGCCUACAGCCCCUUCCUGGGUCUGUUUGAACAUGAAGGCCAUAGUUCUACUCGCUGAGUCCAUAUUGACUCAUGCUAAUCCAGUCUGAUUCCAACAGCUGUUUUUAUUGAUGUUAUGAUAAAGUGGAUGUGUCUAUGGCUGGAAUAGAUGCGUUCAUCCAUAUUAUAAACUGUAAACAUUUUAUAUUUUCAUAAUAGAUGUGAAUAAGAAUGUGAAUUUGUUACUCCUGCAUGUGUUCAGUAUAGCAUUCAUUGACAUGAAUGACAGAUCUUAAGACCAAUGGAGAAACAGGUCCACAUUCCACCCUGAAUACUGGAGAACAUGAAGAUUUUCUGUUGUGUAAUUUUAUAUGGAAUCAGUGGUUGAUUAGAGGAUCAAAGUUACAUUUGAACUGAAUCUUAUCAAUUAUUUGUCAUUAUUUGUGUUUGAUACCGUAAACAUGAGAAGGGAAGCCAGCUGUUACAACCUUGAGGGGUCAGCGGUGGGGUCAGAGUCAGGGGAGGGGUCAGAGUUAUUAUGGAUGAAUUUGUUCACAUGAUGAUGGGAACAUUUGUUCAAGUUAGAUUGUGAAUAAAGUGUAAUAAAAUAA